Molecule: messenger RNA, 2436 nt
Organism: Varroa destructor (honeybee mite)
Lineage: Eukaryota; Metazoa; Arthropoda; Arachnida; Mesostigmata; Varroidae
Gene: Srp68
Product: signal recognition particle 68
Biological process (GO): SRP-dependent cotranslational protein targeting to membrane
Cellular component (GO): signal recognition particle, endoplasmic reticulum targeting
Molecular function (GO): endoplasmic reticulum signal sequence receptor activity; signal recognition particle binding; protein binding
Source: RefSeq, a predicted model, not a curated record
GCUGUGUUGGAAGGUUGUCGAAGUGCUAUCACCAUUAGGUAUUUUAUUAGCACGAGCUGGUAUAGCAACGUGUUUAAUCCGGCGGCCAAUCGACAAACAAUCAGCUUGUAUUUUGCUGAAAUUUUGUUAACCUUCGUGCGCGAGUGUGUUUGUGAGCCACUGGAUCAAUCACAAUGGUGUCGGAUGAAAAAGUAGUGACUGACGAUCAGGAAACAGUACAAAAUGAACCGAAAAUUAUUACACUUAAAGUACUUCGUCUGAUUAAAGAAGCUCAACAAAAACACGGCUUACGGCACGGAGACUUCCAACGUUAUAGGGGCUAUUGUUCUAGGCGUAUACGCCGGCUUCGUUGUGCCCUGCACUUUCUGCAAGGAACAAAGAACCGUUAUAGCUCAAAAUGUGUCUCAGAGGAGCUACUCGUAAAAACGGGCGAUCUUCGAUAUCCUUGUAUCGUUCUUAUGCAGGCCGAACGAUGUUGGGGAUACGCGAUGCAGGAUCGUCAGGAGUGCACGAACGAGCCGCGCAAGAAGUUCCACAUGCGACGAAGGCUGCGUAAAGCGUUACAGUAUGCCGAUGAGUUAAGUACCCUUUGCGGUUCCUCUGCCGCGUGCGAUGCACGAACUAAGCUUGAAUGUCAGGCCUAUGCGGCCUUCAUGAGGGGAACCUAUCUUUUCGAAAAGGAUCAAUGGAAAGAAGCUAUGGAUGCGUACAACACAGCACAAACCAUCUACGAGAAACUGGGCUCUGCUUUGAACGAAGAUGAUCGCGUGCUCUAUCAACAGCGUGUAGAAGAGAUCACUCCGAAUUUACGGUACUGCGCUUAUAACAUUGGCGACCAAAGUGCUAUCAGUGACCUUAAAAAACUGCGACGUGAAGGAAAAGGCGGGAUGGAUAAUCUGGAUGCUCUAAUUGCUCAGACCCGAUCGAAGCAGGCAGUUACGCUACAAGAAGUAACUUGGCUGGGAAAAUCUCUGCCAGUUCGACACGAGAAAGUGCGCUUACUUUUAGUAUUUUGGGAUGAAUGUGAUCAGGAAUUGAAGCAGUGCAAGCUUGCUGAUGAGCGUGUUGCUAUAUACGAGCGGUUCUUAAUGGAGCUUAAGGACUGCUUGCAAGUCAUCAAGGAGGAAGUCAAGACUCAAGAGGCUAAUAAGAUUGUCGAAACAACAGGUCUUAGUACCCUACAAUAUCUUCGCUCUUUUGUAAUGUAUCUUAGGUUGCGAGCAACAGUCGACAGGAACGCUGCUAUGAUUGAAAUGCUGCGCGCCAAGAAUAACAAGCCUCGUGACAUGGUUCGACCUUAUGAGGUAAUCCUUCAAUGUCUGCAGGAAAUGCAGCAGUUACCUGGCGUAGAACCAGAUUCACAGUUUUACAAAGAUGUAGAAAAUGAGAUUCAGCUACAGCGUGCUUACAGAGCAUAUUACAUUUCCAGAGCGCUCACUGCUCUGGGAAAGUAUCCAGAGGCCCUAGCCAUGGCUGUUCGUGCUCAAGAGUACUUUUCGAAAGCGAAGCCACCUGCUGAUAGCAACGCUGGUAAACUUCAUGAAGAUAUGCGAAAGCAGAUAGAGGGAGAGAUGUACUUUGUGCAUGCUCAGAGCAUUCUUGGCGGAGAAGCUACAGCUCAUGAAAUUACCGAGGAGAAACGAGAUAGAGAUCCGCGUCCACUCAUCGACCGUUUGGACGAGUACAUAGAGGACCAUGACCUUGUCAGCGGGAAAAACCCUAUCCAACUUGUCAAUUAUCCGCCCGACUUUGAACCGGCGCCGUGCAAACCAUUAUUUUUCGACCUGGCGUUCAAUCAUGUUGCCUUUCCGGAUCUCGAUGACGAAAUCGAGGCUAGGAAAGAUACUCAACAGGGAGCUGGUCUCACAGGUUUGGUUAAGGGUUGGUUGGGUGGAUGGAAAUAGGCAGAUAGACAAAAAGCAUUUUAGACAAAUCAUGACAACGUACUAUUUCUCAUCUGCGUGAACACAUCGCCUAAAAACACCUUUAUCAAUAAACAGCCAGUGAACAAGUUCAGUCGUUAUGUCAGCACGUGUAUCAGCGGUCAUCUUUCAGGUGACUGUGGGUAGCCGUAGCAACAAUAACAAUAGCAGAGUAAACGACGAUAUUAGGAUGACAUUAGCAAAUAGCGUAAACAACAACCCGAUGGCACUAUUUAGAACAGACUGACAAUAUUUUCGAAAUCUCGAAGGGUUUUUCUGAAACGUUCGAAGUCAGUAAUUACUAGAAGUGAAAGCAGUGUGUGCAUGUUGCAUAAGGUGUUUAUAUGCUGCCGACGGUUCAAUUGGUGGAAAAAUGUAUCGACAAGGAUCUGCUAACAAGCGUUUCAAGCCGGUAAUGAUGUUACCGGUUCGAUGCUUCGACCUUUAUCGCGAUAAUACAAAAUGUAAAAAAAAUAAAGUUGAAUUGGCAUGGUAAAAACAAUGCUUUUUGUCA